Verticillium nonalfalfae is the source of this 540-nucleotide messenger RNA. RefSeq lists its product as uncharacterized. The record is from RefSeq and is a predicted model, not a curated record. Lineage: Eukaryota; Fungi; Ascomycota; Sordariomycetes; Glomerellales; Plectosphaerellaceae. The transcript has a single exon. Bases 1 to 540 code for a protein of 179 amino acids.
AUGCAGUUCUCUCAGCUCAUGUCCCUCUUUGGUGCUGCUGCCCUUGUGGCCGCCACCAACACGGUCACUUUCGUCUCUCUCGACAAUACCGACCGCACCAUCUACUUCACUCCCAACGCUGGUUGCGCCGAGGUCGCCUCCGUUGAGGUUCCCGCCGGCCAGUCCAUCAAGUCCGAGAUCCCCCAAUCCUGGAUCGGCAACUGGUACUCCGUGUCUGCCGGCGCUGACAACAACCCCGGUAUGCUCGGCGAGGUCGCCUUCCAGGGCUGGAACGACCUCACUUACUUUGACGUCUCGGCCAUUGUUACCCCCGGCGACCACGAUGGUGUCCACGAGAUGUGGCCUGCUCAGGGGCACACCCCCACCUCGGGCUGCGUUGAGUUCCCCUGCAACAACGCCUACUACCUCUGGGACGACGUGCAGACCAAGACGACUCCCGAGACCGACCUCAUCUGCACCCUCGGCACCAGUGCCAGCCCUCUCAACGCUGGCGAGGAUGUUCCUGCCGUCAAGCGCGACUUCGUCCUCGGCAAAUUCUAA